UUGGAGGACCGAGAGGAGGAGCGGUUGCAGCAGCUAGUAGCUACAUCUUUGAGGGAGAGCUACCGAUGCUAAUGCAAUAAAACAGGGAGAAAGAGCGCCUUGUAAUGCACAGCGCUGGAGAAAUGUGGAGAUUUUUUAAAAGCGUUGUCCGGACGCGAUGAAUUAGGGUGGCUGAUUAAUAAUGUCGUUUUGUCUGUCAAUGGCCGCAAGCUGAUGCAGCGCCAGUCAGUCAUCCCUACUACUCAGCUGCUGAAGUAACGUUAGCGAGCCACCCAAAGCAGCUUCUCUUGAGAAAGGGGCAACCGAUUGUGUAGCUUGAGUACAUUGUGUACCAUACCAGAAGUCAUCGUUUACGACCAAAAAAGAUCUGGGUAUAGAUCUGCGCGAAUUGAUUUUUCCUCUCCGUUGAAGCGGCUAUGUCGCAAAUGCACGGGGGCUAUCCUGCAAAGGCGCCGCCGACAUCACCGGAGGCCUGGGCAUAACAUCGGGACAUUCGCCGCAAGACUGGAUUGAUUCCAGAACAAUGUUAAGGAAACUGAAUAGUGUCUCCCCCAAACCAACUUGUAAUUCUUCGCUUGCCAUUCCAUCGUUGCACAAUAACCGCCGAGAUGUGAAAAUGGCCUGGAUUUAGCCGUUUCGUACAUUGGUUUUCUCUUGAUUUAAGGAUACGGUUGUUCCCGGAGAAUCUGCUUAAUUUAGCUUGCAAAAUUACAGAAAUCGAAACGGCUUGGUCGAUAGCAAAUUGGAAUAACUGAUAUAAUAUCGGUCUAGCUAGUCGCUCUACGGAUUUGAUCCAGACUAGUUAAAUUAGAUGGCAGACUUAGGCAUACUAGCCAACUAGCUUGCUAACGGACAACAACAUCACGACAGGUAACUUAUGGACCAGAAUGCCAAUAAAAUCCACAUGAAUAUUAUCAUGUCAGUCAGUUAGUUAAUGGGGGAAUAUCGCUCCGUCUUCAAUCAAAGGACGCCGCUUUAUGCCUGAACAGAAUACCGGUAGAAAUGAGAUCAUAGCGCCGCAGAUGAACGAAAACAGACUGUGAUACUUAUUCACCCGACUGACUGGAUCAUAAUGACCACCCCGGCCCUUCUGCCGCUGUCGGGCCGCCGGAUACCCACUCUGGCCCCCGGAGCCUCGUCAUUCCCCCACCACAGAGCCACGUUGCGGCUCUCGGAGAAGUUCAUCCUCCUCCUCAUCCUGAGUGCCUUCAUCACCCUCUGCUUUGGAGCCUUCUUCUUCCUCCCGGACAACUCCAAACACAAGCGCUUCGACCUGGGCUUGGAGGACGUGCUCAUCCCGCACAUCGAUGCCAACAAGGAGGGGAAGGUCCAGAUAAUCCACGGGCCCGGGUGGCACGACGAACACCGUCACAGGGAGGAGGAGGAGAGUUUGCGGAGUAAGAUCCGUGCGGACCACGAGCGUGUCCUGGAGGAGGCCAAGGAGAAGCUGCGCAAAAGCCAGGAGGAGCUGCGGGCUCAGAUCCAGACGGAGAAGAGCAAGCUGGCCCAGGACAUGAAGAAGAAGGAGCUGGAGAGGCCCCUCCCCCCCGUGCCCAUGCCCAAAGUGGUGGGGGUGAACGAGGGAGACCCGGGGGACCCCAGCGUCCGGGAGAAGAGGGACAAGAUCAGGGAGAUGAUGAAGCACGCGUGGGGCAGUUACAGAGAGUAUGGCUGGGGCCACAACGAACUCAAACCCCUCGCCAAGAAAGGACAUUCCACCAACAUCUUCGGGAACUCUCAGAUGGGUGCCACCAUCGUAGACGCCCUGGACACGCUCUACAUCAUGGGCCUGCAGGAGGAGUUUAAGGACGGGGAGGAGUGGAUCCAGCAGAACCUGGACUUCAGCGUGAAUGCCGAGGUGUCCGUCUUCGAGGUCAACAUCCGCUUCAUCGGAGGCCUGCUGGCAGCUUACUACCUGUCCGGACAAGAGAUGUUUAAGGUAAAGGCAGUGCAGUUGGCAGAGAAGCUCCUCCCAGCGUUUAACACGCCCACUGGAAUCCCCUGGGCCAUGGUCAACCUGAAGAGUGGCGUGGGGCGGAACUGGGGCUGGGCUUCGGCUGGGAGCAGUAUCCUGGCGGAGUUUGGGACUCUGCACAUGGAGUUUGUGCACCUGACCUACCUGACCGGAAACCCCGCCUACUACCAGAAGGUGAUGCACAUCCGGAAGCUUCUGGCCAAGAUGGACCGGCCCAACGGGCUUUACCCCAACUACCUGAACCCCCGCACCGGCCGCUGGGGCCAACGUGAGUCUGUCUCACCCUCACACACACACACACACACACACACACACACACACUCUGAGACUGCUGCCGAGCUCCCCACAGACGCGGAGGACAGGAAAUGA
Molecule: messenger RNA, 2344 nt
Organism: Conger conger (European conger)
Lineage: Eukaryota; Metazoa; Chordata; Actinopteri; Anguilliformes; Congridae
Product: mannosyl-oligosaccharide 1,2-alpha-mannosidase IB-like
Exons: 10
Coding region: 1073-2344 (423 amino acids)
Biological process (GO): N-glycan processing; carbohydrate metabolic process
Cellular component (GO): endoplasmic reticulum; extracellular exosome; Golgi membrane
Molecular function (GO): mannosyl-oligosaccharide 1,2-alpha-mannosidase activity; calcium ion binding
Source: RefSeq, a predicted model, not a curated record